Dalotia coriaria is the source of this 1079-nucleotide messenger RNA. It is a transcript of the gene mRpL44, whose product is annotated as mitochondrial ribosomal protein L44. NCBI's taxonomy places the organism in Eukaryota, Metazoa, Arthropoda, Insecta, Coleoptera, Staphylinidae. The transcript has 2 exons. The record is from RefSeq and is a predicted model, not a curated record. The coding region runs from base 143 to 1030 and encodes 295 amino acids. Gene Ontology annotation, molecular function: ribonuclease III activity; double-stranded RNA binding. Gene Ontology annotation, biological process: RNA processing.
CAUUAUCUAAAGUUAUUUAUCAAUGAUAUUGCCAUCUAUUACAUUUCCUUCUAAGUAAUCUACCAUAUGACAAUAUUGAGGUUACACACAAUUUGAACGACGUGCAAACAAAACAAGCUUUUUUAUUAAGUAAAACGUGAAAAUGUCUUUAACCUGCCGAGGAAUAUCAAUUCUAGGAAGACAUUUAAAGUAUCUACCAAAAACAACGCAAGUUUGCGGGUACAAAAGAUGGGUUUCUCCAACAUUGAAAGCCUUACAAAACAGAAAAAAGAAAAUGCCUGAACAAAAACCCACACCGAGAUCCUCAUUUCUUGAGUGGAAUUAUGAUGCAGAGAUCUAUGCAUUCUGCAAGAGGUUAAAUGAAGAUUUUGAUACAAAACUGCUCAAACAAGCUCUGACACAUAAAUCAUAUGUCUUUAAAAUGCAACAACAGACACCUCAAGACAAUCAGAACCCUGAUGCUCUUCCUCCACCUACAUUAUUAGACAACAAUGUGAUGAUAGAAGCAGGGGACAAGCUUCUGCAGAAGUACAUCCAGAGUAAAUUUAACUAUCCAAAGAUGAUUGUUCAAUCCAUAGAAGAAUACCUUCUCAAUGAUGAAAAAUUAGCUUAUGUAGCCAAGCACAUUGGUCUUACAGACUUGGUAUUAUCAGAAGAAUACCCAGUUGAAGCCACAACAUUAUCCAAUACACUUAAAGCAGUAGUCUCUGCUUUAGAGCAAUCAUCAGGUCUCCCAAAAACACACAAAUUCAUUGAUGAUUUCAUCAUUACCCAACUGAAUGACUUGGAUGUGUUUGAUGUGUGGGAACCAAGUGAUCCCUAUAAAUAUCUUACAGAGUCUGUCUUGCAGGGCAAAACUGUUGAGCCAAGAUUAUGUAAUCAAUCAGCAGCCAACACGAUCUUAGCCAACUAUCAAGUAGGUUUGUAUUCGGAAGAUAAAAAAUUACUAGGUAUUGGUUGGGGUGAGAGUGUGGACAUUGCAAAGAACACAGCUGCAAUGGACGCGAUUCGAAAAAUAUAUCAAAUAUAAUUUGUGCUCUGUCGUAUUCUAUAGAAUUGCAUUAAAUUACUUAUGUUAA